Molecule: messenger RNA, 1469 nt
Organism: Chara braunii
Lineage: Eukaryota; Viridiplantae; Streptophyta; Charophyceae; Charales; Characeae
Source: the annotation of a GenBank genome assembly
GUGCAUGUGUGCGGCCGCGUUCUAUAAUUAUUAUAAGUAAAAUCAGGAGGAGGGUAUGUACUAAGUUUAUGUCUCUGCUGCAGGCGAGCCGGUGAAAAUGCCGCCAGAGAUUGAGGGAGUAGUUGCUAAGUACCCUGAUAUCUUUGAAGAGCCAACAGGGGUUGUUGAGAGGGAGGUCGUCCACGCGAUAGAGAUUAUCCCAGGGUCUAGUAUUCCAAGGGGUAGGAUUUAUCGGAUGUCUCCAGGCGAGCUUGAUGAGCUACGCCGCCAAGUCAAGGAACUCGUAGAGAAGGGCUGGAUCCGACCGAGUGUCUCUCCUUAUGGGUCUCCAGUUCUAUUCGUGCCUAAGAAGAAGGAGGGAACCCUUAGGAUGUGCAUUGACUAUAGGGGCCUCAAUGCCAUCAAUGUCAAGAACAGAGAGCCCCUACCACGCAUCGACGAUUUGCUAGAUAGAGUGCAAGGGUGUCGGUACUUCAGCAAGAUAGAUCUGAAGUCCGGGUACCAUCAGAUUGCCAUACGGCCCGAGGAUCAACACAAAACCGCUUUUCAGGCCAGGUACGGUCUGUACGAGUUUGUGGUGAUGCCUUUUGGCCUUUGCAAUGCUCCUGGCACCUUUCAGCACGCUAUGAAUCGGAUAUUCCAUGACUACUUGGAUAAGUUUGUCAUCGUGUACCUCGAUGACAUACUUGUUUUCAAUAAGACUGUCGAGGAACAUGUGGCACAUUUGGACAAACUCCUCGGCCUCCUGCGACAGCACAAGUUCAAGAUCAAUGGUGAGAAGUGCGAGUUUGGCUGCACCGGUGUCUUGUACUUGGGUCAUGAGAUUUUUGCGGAAGGAUUAAAGCCCGAUGACGCGAAGGUGGCCAGCAUUCGUGAUUGGCCACGUCCUCAGUCUGUGACUGAGAUGAGAUCUUUCUUAGGAAUGACAGGCUACUAUAGGACUUUCGUUAAGAACUACAGCAUAGUGGCCGCCCCUUUGACUGAUCUGACCCGCCUUGACACCACUUGGGAGUGGACAGAKAAGUGUGAGGCUGCUUUCAGACAUCUGAAGCAUGCACUGACGCACUAUGAAGUCUUGAAACUUCCUGAUCCUGACAAGCCGUUUAUAGUCACAACGGAUGCCAACCAAUAUGGCAUUGGUGCCGUGCUUGCGCAGCAGGAGGGGCCAAAGUUGAGGCCAGUUGAGUACAUGUCCAAGAAAAUGCCGUCUCAGAAGUUGGCUAAGUCUACUUAUGAGAAGGAACUCUAUGCAGUGUACAAGGCUCUCACCCAUUGGAGACACUAUCUCCUUGGGCGGUUCUUCAUCCUCCGGACUGAUCAUCAGACCCUGAGAUGGAUGAGAACACAAACCGGUACUCUCAGAUGCUCUCAAGCGUUGGAUCGAAGUCAUUGAGCAAUAUGACUUUGACCCUCAGUAUCUCAAAGGGGAGUACAACAAGGUUGUUGAUGCCUUAUCGCGCAUACCGGAC